AUUUCGCGCGUUAUCGGAUGGUCCUCACGUGGGGCGAAAAAAGUCAACAAUAGUCCCUUCCUGGUCAAAGUUUUACCAAAUUAACGUGCCAGAAUGGACCCCAACGCUUUAGUGAACACUCUCAGGGAGACUUUAGACCCUGCCCUCCAGCAAGAAGCUGAAAAAAAGCUCGAUGAGGUGCAUAAGAUCAUUGGGUUCGCCCCACACCUCCUUAAUGUGGUCAUGGCCCCAGAACUGGACAUGCCAGUACGACAAGCUGGGGUCAUCUAUCUCAAAAACAUGGUUAACCAAUUUUGGCAAGACCGGGAGGUUGAGAACCCUGUCGACCCUGUACCAUUCAGCAUCCAUGAGCAAGACCGUGCACAGAUCAGAGAUAAGAUCGUCGAGGCUGUUAUUCAUGCUCCAGAACCUGUCCGGGUUCAGCUGACUGUGUGUGUGAGUAAUAUCAUGAAGCAGGACUAUCCUGGAAGAUGGCCUGAUGUCCCAGAAAAGAUCAGAGUCUACCUUGAGACUGGCACGAAAGAAGUGUGGUUUGGAUCACUCCUUUGUCUUUAUCAGUUGGUCAAGAACUUCGAGUACAAAAAGCCAGAAGAACGCAAGCCGUUGACGGCCGCCAUGGUUGUCUUGUUGCCGUUGUGUCAAAAGCGCUGCAUGGAAUUGAUGGAAGAAGGGGCAAAGUUUGAAUACGCAAUCCUUAUACAGAAACAGAUUCUAAAAAUAUUCUAUGCGUUGGUUCAGUACAAUCUCCCCCUCGACUUGGUUCCCCAGGGUGACCCAUUCAUUGGCUGGAUGGAGCUUCUGCGACAGAUCUUGGAACGGCCUAUCCCGCCAGUCGUUCUUACCCUCACUAAUACUUACCUGCAAACAAAUACAAUCGACGAGGACGAACUGCCCGAGUUUGCUUGGUGGAAGAUCAAGAAAUGGGCCCUUCACGUUCUCACCAGGUGUUUCGAAAGGUAUGGCAGCCCCGGGAAUGUCACAAAGGAGUACAACAGUUUUGCCACCUGGUACUUGAAAAGUUUUUCUGAGGGCAUCAUCCAAGUGAUCAAAUUGAUUCUCCUGGACUGGUACAGCCAGCAUAACAUAUAUCUGGCACCCAGAGUUAUGCAACAAGCUCUUAACUAUCUCAACACAGGUGUAAGCCAUGGCUGGUCGUGGAAGUUUAUCAAGCCACACAUACAACCAAUCAUUCAAAAAGUGCUCUUCCCAAUCAUGUGUCACACGGAGAAGGAUGAUGAGUUAUGGGAGACUGACCCUUAUGAGUACAUACGAGUCAAAUAUGAUGUGUUCGAAGACUUUGUUUCGCCUGUGACUGCUGCACAGACCCUGCUACAUUCGUCAGUGUCCAAGCGAAAAGAUAUCCUGCCCAAAACCAUGGGAUUCUGCAUGCAGCUUCUCAGUGAACCAGAGACGGGACCCAGAGAUAAAGAUGGUGCUCUUCAUAUGAUUGGAUCUGUGGCCGAUAUACUUCUCACAAAAAAAAUAUACAAAGAUCAAGCAGAAAUGAUGCUGGCAAACUAUGUGUUCCGGGAAUUCCAGAGUAGUUGUGGUUUCCUCCGAGCUAGGGCUUGUUGGAUGUUACACCACUUCAAUGAGGUCAAGUUCAAAGAUGAGAAGAAUCUACAAACCGCGUUGGUGCUGACGAAGAAUUGUCUGUGCGGUGACAAGGAUCUCCCAGUCCGGGUUGAGGCAGCCAUAGCCCUUCAGAUGCUCAUCACAAGUCAGGCCAAAGCCAAGGAUAUGAUGGAACCAUUUGUUCGUCCAGUCAUUCUACAGUUAUUGGAGGUCAUUCGAGAAACAGAAAAUGACGAUCUCACAGGUGUGAUGCAGAAACUAGUGUGCACCUACGUCGAGCAAGUGUCCGAUAUUGCCGUGGAGAUGACACAGCAUUUGGCCAAGACGUUCGAACAAGUGAUAUUAACGGACGAAGAUGGCUCAGACGAGAAGGCGAUAGCAGCCAUGGGCAUUCUGAACACAAUAGACACCAUUCUGACUGUGAUGGAUGAACAGAAAGAAAUUUUAGCAAAGUUAGAGGUUAUAGUCCUAGAUAUAAUUGCACUCAUACUGCGGAAAAAUGUUUUAGAAUUUUAUGAAGAAGUCUUGUCCUUGAUCUACAGCCUUACAUGCCAACAAGUGUCCGAGUCCAUGUGGAUGGUCUUCGACAUGAUCUACGAAAUGUUCCAAAAAGACGGCUUUGACUACUUCACAGACAUGAUGCCAGCCCUCCAUAACUAUAUUACAGUUGAUUCACCAGUGUUCAUGUCAAAACCCAAGAAUUUGGAAAUCGUCUUUAGCAUGUGCAAAGCUAUUCUAACAGGUGAUGCAGGAGAAGACGCCGAGUGCCAUGCAGCGAAGCUUCUCGAGGUGGUGUUAUUACAGAGUCCAGGCCUGCUUAAUGAUCAGGUCGUGACGUCGUUUGUAGAAUUAGUCCUCGAGCGGUUAACGCGGGAAGUGCGCACAUCUGAGCUGCGUACUAUGUGCCUUCAGGUUGUUGUUGCUGCCCUUUACUGCAACGCAACCAAACUACUGGAAAUUUUAGGAAAUAUGCACGAGGCGAUAACGCCCACGUUCUUGACGCAGUGGCUACAUGAUACAGACUGUUUCCUUGGCCUUCAUGACAGAAAAGUGUGCGUCCUUGGUCUGUGCGCCUUGAUGUCGACGCCAAGUAAUCGACCGGCAGCAAUAAAUGCUGUUGUCCAGCAGAUCGUCCCAUCAGCUCUCAUGCUGUUCUCGGGAUUAAAACGUGCCUAUGCAAGUCGAGCCAACGAGGAGGAUGACGAAAAUGAAGAAAAUGACAAGGAGGACGGUGAAUAUGAGGAGCAACCGCUGGACAGUGACGAGGAUGAGAUAGAUGAUGAAGGUGCUGAGUAUCUCGAAAAAUUAGAAAAGUCGGCAAAUGGUGACGACGAUGAUAGUGAAUACAGUGACGAUGGUAUUGAGGAAACAGCCUUAGAAAGUUACGCCACUCCACUCGAUGAGGAGGAAUGUGGAAUUGAUGAAUACCAAAUAUUCCAAAACAUUUUGGCAAAUCUCCAAGCGACAGAUAAACCAUGGUAUGAUGCGUUGGUUGGUCACCUGAACAAUGAGCAGACACAGCAGAUGAGGGAUGUGCUGACAUUGGCAGAUCAACGCAAGGCUGCGGCAGAAUCGAAACGCAUUGAGGAGCAAGGUGGCUAUAUGUUCACGCAGGUGGCAGUACCACAGAACUUCAACUUCUCUCCAUGAGGAACGAUUCGAUACCCAGCCUGAAGUGUGUGCAUGCUUACAGUGACUAUUUCACAUUGCACAGUGUUGUGGGCACUUUCUUGGGUACAGCAUGAUGAUCAAAUGUUCGAUUUCUGGCAGUGUUAAUGAAUAAUGGAGAAGAUUCCAAUGUAUUUUCUACCUAUAUUUUUGCAAACUCUUGUACUGUUCUCAUAAAGUGAUUGACUGUAGAAUGGAGAAGAAUCCAAUUGACUAUCAUUUCCUGUAAAAACAAACCCCAGUUGUUGUUCAUUUGGUGUCAUGCUCCAUGCUCUAAAACUUUGUCCAGAACUCUGUGAAAUGACUGUUUGAAUAUAAAAAGCCAGAACUGUGAUUUUUUUUUGAAUCCAGUCUUUGAUAUAUAUUAUUAUUUGUUGCUACUGUCGACUUCAUGUAAAAUAAGGCAAAAAAAUGUACGAGAAUUUGUCUACACAGUGUAUGGCCAGAACUUUAUGUUUGUCAUGAUGACCAGUUGCUUGUUGUGUACAGGCAUAUUUCUGAUUGUCACAUUUCGUCCCAGUGUGUUUGUUAUGUUUUGAAUCAAAACUUUUAUACUACUUCCAAAGAAGUUUUAAUGAAAAGGCCACAGACAUAAAAAUUCUGCUCAAAUCUUUGUCUGACAACAUUCAAAACCAUUCUUAUGGACACCAUGUUGGUCAUUUCAACGAUUGACUUAGAACAUUUUGGCGGUUAGUAUCAUUGAUUUGACGCCUCCACACUUUUCAAAACGGUGUUUUCUUGGUAGUCCUUCAUGACUUGAUAGGCGUAGUAUUUGCUUCAGUUAACAUUCUUAGAUGUAUACUUAUUUUGUAUGAGGUAAUAACUAUAAUCAUCACUUCAUGUCAACUCUUGUUUCGUGACUUAGCAAAUGUUGCAUCAUGUUGGCAUUGGACAGUGGUAGAUGCUUCCACUUUCUUUCACCCGAGAUUACAUUAGAGUUUUACUUUGGUAGCGACUAUGUGAUGGGUCGCCCUUUAGGGUUGGCUGAGGUAGUGUGUUGGUGUGUUGCACAUUUUUCUUAAAUCAUACAUAAUUUUACAUUAUGAGGCAGGGGGGGGGGCUAUGUGUAAUUCAACCUUGAUAGCCCUGAUUCAGGCUUUCUCAACAGAUUUACUCAUACAUCAAGGGGCUAUUAUAAUCAAAUUGAAACAUAUUGUUCCGUCGUUUCUCAACAUGUAGAGUCUGAUGAAGAGUAGGCCUUGUUUUAAACUUUGCUCUUGAAAAUAUCAGAUGUCUGCACAAUUUCUGAACUUGGCAGGGCUGUAUGAUUGUACACUUUGAAAAAUGUUGAGGUAAUAGAGCAGUGCGUUGGGUUUUGAUCAUUGAGUAGGUAAGGGGGAGGGGGAAUCCAUAUAUGCUUUGGUGCAUAAUCCCCCUGUUGUUUCAAAGCUUUGCUCAGUUAAUUGCAUGGGACUAUAAUAACUGAGUAGGCCUGAUUUUAAACUUUGCUCAGUAGCGUAAUAGUUCCAUGUCGAAACCCAAUGUUCGCGAAGUUCAGUCAAGAAAUAUGUCUGUACAAAGACAGGUCUCUACGUGUGCGCUAUUUAUUUUAUGUUUUAUAGGUGCAUACCUGAACACUGGUGAUGAAAUCUACACUCGGGUCAUUUCAUUCCUCACCUUGUCCCCAAGAUUUCUUCUAAGUACACAUCUCGUAAGAAGUGUCCUCGGGUGACACUUUUUUUCUCGGGCCAGCGGGUACAAUGUGCAUACAACCAAAGAAUUACUCUGGACACUUCUUCUAUGAGGUGGAUGUUGUAAGAAUGGUGGACAGGGUUGAGAUGUUUUUUGGCGGAAUAGCCCAAAUGAAUAUGGAAAUGCUAUUGAGGAAUAAAUUAAAACUUUAUUGGUCAUGUUCU
Molecule: messenger RNA, 5099 nt
Organism: Lineus longissimus
Lineage: Eukaryota; Metazoa; Nemertea; Pilidiophora; Heteronemertea; Lineidae
Product: importin-7-like
Exons: 22
Coding region: 94-3225 (1043 amino acids)
Biological process (GO): protein import into nucleus
Cellular component (GO): nuclear envelope; cytosol
Molecular function (GO): small GTPase binding
Source: RefSeq, a predicted model, not a curated record